UAAACUGCUGCGAUAUCGCCCAUUUCAGAUGCAGUGAAGGCGAGGGAGGCAAGGAGUGCAAUGAAGGGUAUGUCGGGGGGAUGGCAGUCAAAGCUCUUUUCGCUAGCGAAGUCUCACAACCUGCUCGAGAAGGGGAAUUCGGAAGAUCAGCACUUCUACAUGCCAAUCGAGGAAGUAGCCACCAUUGAAGGUCGCGGAACAGUGGCAAGGGGUAAGAUUGCAAGCGGGGUCAUCAAAGUUGGAGACGAAGUGGCGAUAGUUGGAAUAAAGGAAACAACUACUACGACUUGCACAGGCCUGGAGAUCGAUGGAGAAGUAUUGGAUGAAGGCGAGGAGAGUGCAGGAGGGCACGUAGGUGUCCUGUUGAAGGAUACAAAGCCGAAUGAGGUGGUACAUGGGCAGGUGUUGGCCAAGCCUGGAAGCAUGACUGCUCACACCAAGUUUGAAGCUAUGGUAUACAUGCUGACUAAAGACGAAGGUGGACGUGACACGCCGAUAUCCGAAGCUGAUCGACCUAAGUUCUUUUUCCGGAACAUUGAAGUUGAAGGAGCCAUCGAACUUCCGGAGAGCGUGGACAUGGUGCAGCCAGGAGAUGACCUCAUGAUGGUAGUAACCCUGACAACCCCCAUCGCCAUGGAAAAACCUCAGAUGUUUACCAUCGUUGAAGCUGGACAGACAGUCGGUGCUGUGAUUGUGUCUAAGAUAGUGGAAUAGGCUUCAAGCUAUUUCUGAGAAUUGAGGGACAUCAGAGGACUUCCUCCGGCCGGUAGCUGCCUCGACUGCCGAGCUGUUUCAUCCCAGAAACUGUUCUAAAGUAGAGUGUCAUGUAGUAAGGUGGAUGAUGGGCUCUUUCUAUGCAGAUAUCAUAUGUAUCGUGACUUGUUCAGCCUUUAUUAUCGUGAGUUAUUCAGCCUUUAUUUCAAACUGCCCCUUCUGUGAUGAAGAAAGAAAGCAGUUUUUUUAAAGAGGCCAUCAAAUUCCACCCUUAUCUCCCAACGUUUACAGACAAAAAGA
Messenger RNA from Branchiostoma floridae (Florida lancelet), 1014 nucleotides. Its product is annotated as elongation factor Tu 2-like. NCBI's taxonomy places the organism in Eukaryota, Metazoa, Chordata, Leptocardii, Amphioxiformes, Branchiostomatidae. Gene Ontology annotation, molecular function: GTP binding; translation elongation factor activity. Gene Ontology annotation, cellular component: mitochondrion. The record is from RefSeq and is a predicted model, not a curated record. The transcript has 7 exons. The coding region runs from base 61 to 714 and encodes 217 amino acids. Gene Ontology annotation, biological process: mitochondrial translational elongation.